GUCCAGCAUCGCGUCCCGAUUGAACGAAACACACAUGUCCAUUCAGUCCGCAUCGGUUGCCAUAGCAACCGAGGAGGGGCAGUACGAGAACAAGAAUCUGUGGCGGCGCUUACUGGGACUCGUGGGUUUUGAAUCCAAAGAGACGUUGGGACUGCGCCACAGUAUCAUGGGCCCAGACAGCACCAGUGACGACGCGUGCGACAUCACCACUUUCAGCACACACACCGCCGAGACGACUUUAGCAGACAUCAAGGGCAAGCGACACAGCAAGACCAUGCAUGCGUUGAUAGGGGGAGAACGAGAUUCCGGAACAUUCUGGUCACCCCCAAGCACAAGCAGACGGGCAGGGCUGAGGUCUGCGUCAAUGCAGAACCCAUCGCCUAUAGUGCUGCACCCAGACUCGUACUCAAACGACGGCAUGGGCGCACCCCCACGACAACGCAAUAGCCUGGACACUGGGGACCAGCAGGGUUAUCUAGGCCGGACCUCGCGUUUCCAUUGCAACCGGAGCUUUGAUGGGUACCCACAGCCGAGCACACAGACGUCGCCUUCGCAUGGCGUGGCCACAAGACAGCACGUGUGUGUGCAACGCUACUGCAGUCAACCGCCACGAAUGGGGCCAGCACGGCCCAGGUUAGACAGCGACUCAGAGAGCUUCACACACCACGCGUAUCCGAAUAUCCUAGACGCACACGUACACGCACAGCACCAUGUGACACAGACAACAGCCACGCAAUACACCGAUACAAACCACCAGCAACAACAACAGCAACACAGGUGCCAGCCUGACAGUGCAUGCACACCAACACACACACACACACCGUCUGAGAGCAUCAGCGAAUACAAGGCUAUGUCGGAAGUGUCUCUGCCGAGAGAUACGGACGAGUACAUCGACCUCAGGGGAUCGCCAACGUCGCAGAGGUGACGGAGAGGUGCUUGUGCAGCCAUUGCUGAAAUGGGCUAUAUGUACGCUAGUGCAAUGCCUUGAUACAUCUGUGAAUUAAGACGAUGCGAGUGGGCACGAUUGCUUUAUGGUUGUUAAGUGCUCCUCUAUCCUUCUCUGCUGCUGCAUGGUAGGGUCUGGGAGGGAGGGAGGAGGAGGAGGGGGUCUAUGCAGCCAUUGGGUAGACCUGAAUAAGGGUCUCAUACACUAGCUACAUGCACGGACACGAGUUGCUGGCAGUGCAGAAGAAGGGUGGGUUGCUGUAUAGUACACUAGACUGAGCUAGCAGUAGCAGUAGAGUGCUCUACCGCUCACGUUGUGUCCUGUAGGGGGUUUAGGAACAGACCGCCCAAGUACGCAUGCCUUGUGAAUCAGUCGGAUAAGGUGGCAGAUAUAAUUUCGCACCCAAAAGUGGCCCACAUAGUGGUCGUAGCUAUGCGAAGUAUUGGAGAGAGUUACAUCCCAAAUGCGUACCGAAUGCGUAGUUUCGGGAACAUUCCGAUUCGAGCCCUGCCAUAUUGAGAGUGACGGCUCUAGCCUUCCAACCAGUUCUAGUCCCAUACCACCCCACUGGCAACCACUGCAAUAUGUGGUGACGGAUGAGGGUUCUUAAUCGCCACAUAAUCUGGUAGGUAAAUGCCACAGAAAAAAAAGGAAAAAAUGCCAAAGAGGCUUAAAGACCAACAGACCACUCUCAUGCAACAGAUGAAGCAUCACUGCAAGGGUGGUGGUAGGCCUUUGACGAAGGCAGACAAGUUGUUAAAUGCGUAAUUGAACCACCCAGGGCAUUGGAAAGUAUGCUCAUCCGACGAAGACUACACACCGGUGACACGUCGUACACGUGCUCAGAGACGUGUCAGUGGGGUCACACUAUCAGUUAUAGAGACAAGUGAAGCACAAUAAACUCAUGUAGUCUAAUGGCAGCCAG
Sphaeroforma arctica JP610 is the source of this 1871-nucleotide messenger RNA. RefSeq lists its product as hypothetical. The annotation marks the transcript as partial. NCBI's taxonomy places the organism in Eukaryota, Ichthyosporea, Ichthyophonida. The record is from RefSeq and is a predicted model, not a curated record. The transcript is spliced from 3 exons.